AUGGCGCUGAUCAUUAAUGAAAUUUGGAGGACAAGGAACCUAAUUCAGUUUCAAGAUGGUAUAGCUGAUAUCCAUCUUUCUAAGAAGAAUGUUCAAACAAGGUUCUUGGAGUAUUCUAGAGUUUUCUCAGUCACAAGAGCACUACCAACAGUUCAACCAAAUCCUAUGUGGACCCCUCCCCCUCAUGGAUGGAUCAAACUUAAUGUGGAUGCUGCGCUAAAUAGCUCCAAAUCUGCCCUGGCAGUGGUCGCUAGAGAUCAUCGAGGUGAAGUCCUAUAUAUUUGGGGUUCUAGUUUCCAUUCGUGGUCACCAUCUCAAGCAGAAGCUACCUCUAUUCUUUGGGCUGUACAGCUUGCGAUUCAGGAACAUUGGAAGACUGCCAUUGUUGAGGGUGAUGCACUAUUAUUAACAAUAUUUGUAGCUUAG
Quercus lobata is the source of this 426-nucleotide messenger RNA. RefSeq lists its product as uncharacterized. The coding region runs from base 1 to 426 and encodes 141 amino acids. The record is from RefSeq and is a predicted model, not a curated record. The transcript has a single exon. NCBI's taxonomy places the organism in Eukaryota, Viridiplantae, Streptophyta, Magnoliopsida, Fagales, Fagaceae. Gene Ontology annotation, molecular function: nucleic acid binding; RNA-DNA hybrid ribonuclease activity.